Messenger RNA from Mus pahari (shrew mouse), 1654 nucleotides. RefSeq names its product ubiquitin conjugating enzyme E2 K (gene Ube2k). Gene Ontology annotation, biological process: proteasome-mediated ubiquitin-dependent protein catabolic process; protein polyubiquitination. Bases 244 to 846 code for a protein of 200 amino acids. The transcript is spliced from 7 exons. Gene Ontology annotation, molecular function: ubiquitin conjugating enzyme activity; protein binding. The record is from RefSeq and is a predicted model, not a curated record. Gene Ontology annotation, cellular component: nucleus. NCBI's taxonomy places the organism in Eukaryota, Metazoa, Chordata, Mammalia, Rodentia, Muridae.
CCGGCCGGGUCAGCGUGAUGCGCAUGCGCGGACCCGGCGCCAUUUUGGUGGCCGGGCGCGGAGGUGAUUCUACAGUGAGGGGGAACGCGACGGCGAGGGUGGCGGCGGCCGCGUUCGUGUGCUCGGGUCUGAAUCGCUGAGGGAGGAGGCGGCGGCGGCGGCGGAAGAGGUGGCAGCGGCAGCGGUGGCGGUGGUCGUAGCGGUGGCGGAGGAGGCGGGUACGAAUCAGCUGCGGGCAGAGACAUGGCCAACAUCGCGGUGCAGCGAAUCAAGCGGGAGUUCAAGGAGGUGCUGAAGAGCGAGGAGACGAGCAAAAAUCAAAUUAAAGUAGAUCUUGUAGAUGAGAAUUUUACAGAAUUAAGAGGAGAAAUAGCAGGACCUCCAGACACACCGUAUGAAGGUGGAAGAUAUCAACUAGAGAUAAAAAUACCAGAAACAUAUCCAUUUAACCCCCCUAAGGUCCGGUUUAUCACUAAAAUAUGGCACCCUAAUAUUAGUUCCGUCACAGGGGCUAUUUGUUUGGAUAUCCUGAAAGAUCAAUGGGCAGCAGCAAUGACUCUGCGCACGGUAUUAUUGUCAUUGCAAGCGCUGUUGGCAGCUGCAGAACCAGAUGACCCCCAAGAUGCAGUAGUAGCGAAUCAGUACAAACAAAACCCUGAAAUGUUCAAGCAGACAGCUCGACUUUGGGCACACGUGUAUGCUGGAGCACCAGUUUCUAGUCCAGAAUACACCAAAAAAAUAGAAAACCUCUGUGCUAUGGGUUUUGAUAGGAAUGCAGUAAUAGUGGCCUUGUCUUCAAAAUCAUGGGAUGUAGAGACUGCAACAGAACUGCUUCUGAGUAACUGAGGCACAGGAGCUGCACCGUAUCGCUGCUCGCCUCCUGAGGAGCAUCAACACCUGUUAUUUUUAGGAUUCCGCAUAAAUUUCUUUUAAACUGGCAUUCUUGCCUAAUGAUGUUACCUAGGCACCAUUGGAGACUGCAAAAAAAAAAUAUUCCCUGCUCUGUAAAUAAAGCUAAUUAAACGUCUGUGUAAAUUUAACAAGGGGAAAUACUUUAAUUUUUUUUUCUUAAUAGUGUAAAAAUUCUUUGAGCUAAGCUAAAACCAUGGGAAACCAUGCUACUUUAGUGUUUAGCAGUGUAACAGACUCCCGAGUUUCCUUCAGGGCUCUGUUGACUGACUCGGAUAACACUCGAGUGUCGGCCCUUCACAUUGUGGUGUAGAAUCACAGCUCCCUUAAGUCUGAACACAGAUCCUCUGUGCCUGUGAAUUUACUUGCAUGCUUGUACUUGACUUCUUAGAACGGGUAGCCAAAAAGACCACCCUUUUAAGCAUUAGGACAUUCUUGAAUUAUGAGAUUUAUCCUGAUUUAAAGGUGGUGACCUAAUCAGAGCUUUUUAGUCCCUGUCACCAUCCAGAGGAAGAUUCUCAUGGUCAAUUUAUUUUGUGUCUGGUGGGAAAUGUGCUGAGGAACAGUGUGUCCCUUGUUCCACUUUUAGCUCAUAGGUUUGGAAUGUUUUGUCCAAGUUCUUCACAUUGUAAGUAGUAAUGUAAAAAGGGGCCGCCAAUUUUAUUUCUCUCACAAAAGGAAUAAAUACUUGAUGUUGCAGUAUUUCUAGAUUUAAUAAAAGGACACUGCUUAGUUUUUCAGUGAA